Molecule: messenger RNA, 1926 nt
Organism: Eucalyptus grandis
Lineage: Eukaryota; Viridiplantae; Streptophyta; Magnoliopsida; Myrtales; Myrtaceae
Product: F-box protein FBW2
Exons: 3
Coding region: 482-1453 (323 amino acids)
Source: RefSeq, a predicted model, not a curated record
UCUGGCUAAUCUUGCACGCCACCAACUAGCAUUUAAAGCUGUCUUAAAUACCAGGUUUGACAGUUCUUGUCUAUCGCCAUAAUAGGGCUGUCCAUUUUUGUCCUCCUCUUUUGUUCGCGAGGGGUACAACAUCUUCCACCCCUUCCCCACUCCUCCAAAUCCAUCCACACCUUUUACAAAAGUCCUUUUGAUCUCUCUCUCUCUCUCUCUCCCUCUCUACUUUUCUGUUCCCUCGGUCUUCUUGUUUUUACUCUUGCCCUUCCGCUUGUUUGCUGGUGGUUGUAGUGAGAGCUUUUUCGGUAGGUAGCCAAAUAACCCCGUCCCCUCCCCUCCCCUCUCUCUCUCUCUCUCUCUCUCUCUCCUCUCCUCUUCCUCUCCUUCUGUGGCGGAUAUACCGGCGGGCUUUUAGCAGAAACCCAGAGAAAAAAGAAAAAAAAAGCUCAGGCAAUUCGAAGGGAGAUCUCACUCCUUCUUGGGAUAGAUGGAGGAGGGAAGUGAUUAUCGGCGAUGGGACGAAUUGAUACCCGAUGCUUUGGGAUUAAUCUUUAAGAAUCUGUCUCUUUAUGAGAUACUGACCGUAAUUCCUAGAGUGUGCAAGUCUUGGGGAAAGGCGGUGGGUGGACCUUAUUGCUGGCAGGAGAUAGACAUUGAGGAUUGGAGUAAGGAACGUGGCUGUCCCGACCACAUCGAUCGUAUGCUCCGGAUGCUGAUCACAAGAAGUGCAGGAUCGCUCCGAAAGCUCAGUGUGUCGGGCACUGGUCAAUAUGAUGAUGGAAUUUUCUCUUUUAUCGCCGAUCAUGCUGGUUCAGUCCACACAUUGCGAUUGCCUCGUAGUGAAAUAACAGAUCCAAUAGUAGAAAGCAUAGCAGGAAGGCUUUCCGCUCUGAGUUUCUUGGACCUAAGCUACUGCGACAGGAUUGGUGCUCAUGCCCUCGAAGCCAUUGGGAAGAACUGCAAAAUGCUUCUUGGUUUGUGCCGGAACAUGCAUCCAGUAAAUACUGCAGGGAAGUCUUCAUUGGAUGACGAGGCUCAUGCCAUUGCCUUGAGCAUGUCCAGGCUCCGACGCCUCGAGAUGUCUUACCACAUUGUGAGCACCCAGAGCGUUCUCGAGGUUAUAUAUAGUUGUCCUGAGCUAGAAUUUCUAGAUUUACGGGGUUGCCACCAUGUGGAACUCGAUGAGAAGUUCCUCAAAGAAAGGUAUCCUAAAUUGAAGGUUCUGGGGCCUGAUGUUGUGGACGAGUACGAGAGGAAUGAGUGGGAGGAGUACUCCGAUUUUUCUGAUUUCUCUGAGUAUUUAGCAUGGGAAUUUGUGGCUGGAGAAGUUGGAGAUUACUAUGAUAACGAGAGCUUGGAUGAGAUGUGGGAUGAUGAAGUGAGGUUGGAAGACCUUGAGCUGAGGUUCUACGAAGGAAUCGAAGAUGCUGGACUUCAUGGUUGGGCCCCAUCUCCUUGAGCUUAUGUUUGUAUGCCCGAACUCUUUUUUCGUAUUUGCUGUUUCCUGCAUUAUCAAUAUGCUGUUAGCACUGCUACAUGAUCCAUCUAUGAUGUAUGUACAUGCUUCUGCAAACUGGUAUGUGUUUCCUUCUGGAAUGAAUAUGAAAUAGGAAUGAAUGCCUGGUCUUUGUCCAAUGUCAGAAGGGUUCAAUGUCACGACUCAGCCUGCAAGAGCAGAAGUAGUUUGAAAAUCAUUCCCGUAUAUUUGGCUGAGUGGUUUUUAAGUCUAUGCUCCAUGGAGACAUUGAUUUCAAUUAGGAUAUUUGUUUCAGUGGGCAAGCUUUUGUAGUGCCCCAUUUCCGUCGGUGAGCAGCUGAUGGUGUGCUUAGUGUAUUUAUCGAGUCACUGUGUUUACUAUGACUAUUGUCCAAGAUGCUAUUUGUAGUUUUGUAUUCGUAUUUAACAAGUCUGAAACGACAUUUAGACUCUCAA